Anopheles maculipalpis is the source of this 1758-nucleotide messenger RNA. It is a transcript of the gene Ndc1, whose product is annotated as nucleoporin Ndc1. Gene Ontology annotation, molecular function: protein-macromolecule adaptor activity. The transcript has a single exon. The record is from RefSeq and is a predicted model, not a curated record. Bases 16 to 1758 code for a protein of 580 amino acids. Gene Ontology annotation, biological process: nuclear pore organization. Gene Ontology annotation, cellular component: nuclear pore transmembrane ring. Lineage: Eukaryota; Metazoa; Arthropoda; Insecta; Diptera; Culicidae.
UAACAGACACCGGCGAUGGAUACGGUCGGUGCGAAAGAUUUGGCGUUCCGUAAAAUCUGCACAGAGCGCUUCAUCCUCUCGAUAGGGUACAGCCUGCUGCAACAGUACCUGCUAGUGACAAUCUUUCUACUUUUUAUCAACUUCAGCAUCUUACACCCGUUAAACUGGAUCGUCGGAACAGUACGGCUGCUAGUGUCGUUCUACCCCUGGAUUGCUUCGGUGCCGCUAGCAGUAGCCGUAACGUUGCAUGGAAUAGUGUUGGCUAAGUCGUGUCUGCUGGAAUCACGGUACCAUUCAACGUACUUUCUGAAGCUGUACCGGAAUCUCGUACAACGCUCAGUACUUUUGUUCACCAAUGGAACGAUCGGGUGCUUGACCGCUUGGCUGUACACACGAUUCCUGCGGGAUGAGUAUCGGUUACUGUUUCUGAGCGGUGAUCAGGAUGAGGUUACGUAUCUCAACGAUCGUUUCGUGUAUCUGCUAAUGAGCGGUGUGUUUGGCGGAAGUUAUUACUUUGCUCGGGAGCAACCAAAUCCGGGCGCGGUGGAUUUCCCCAUCAUUCUUCUACCGAAGGUGGCACAAUAUUGGAACAAUCUUAGCAGUGCUUUAAGCAAAUCGAUGCGUAAAUCUUUCGUAGGCAUGUUCCUCUACAUGUGCUUCUACUACACAUUCUCCUGUCUGUUUAGACACAGGCUAGCUGCUUUUCUUGGUGGAGCAAAACUGCAGGACGGAUCAACUCUCUAUAGUUUCUGCAACAUUGUGAUGGAUGUUCGACUGUUGGUGUACACCUGGCUAUUUUCGGCUCUGAUUUUAAGCAACAUAAAUCUUAUGCACGUGCUGUUCCGCAUCUUUCUAACUGAGCCUCAAAACUUCAGCCUGGAGACAAGCGUCUUCCAAGCGAACGAUGACCCGUUGCUAGCGGACGCAUUAGCCUACAAGCAAAUCCCGAUCGUACAGCAACUGGCUGCCGAUGAUCUGUUCACCGUAGCCGAAGCACAGUCCAACGUCCGGCGAAAGCAAUUGUUCGCAUUGACUGUCCCAGGUGGGCAUCCCAACAACUGGCGUCGGGUGUACGAGGUGUGCAUGAAGUUGAUAGGUGAUUUUACCCAGGAGUUGGAACACUCGAUAGACGGAAUUGAACCGAAACCUGCACCACCGAUGGUGCUGAUGGGAGGAGUGCUUCGGCCAACCGCAUCAAUGGACAAAGAGUACCUUAUGAAGAAACAGUACAACCAAAACUUUGGCAUUCGUAGCCUGUCGACACCAACGCUAACCUCGCCGAACGGAGUAAAUUCCGAACAACACAGUGCCAAAGCCCACGAAAAGGCAGUGUAUAAAGUCAUGUCGAUUGCUACGGCUUUGAAGCGCAUACCGGGGUACGAUUUCUUGUUCGUGGAAUCAAAAUCUUCUAAAAGUUACUAUCUGCUGUCGGUUCAAUCGCAGCUGAUAGUGAAGGUAACACAAAGCUUGGUGGCAAUUGCCAGCCGUUCGCUUGCCGAGGACACGUACGGUGUAUUGCAAAACGAUCUAUCCUGCAUCGUGCAUACGCUUCUGGAGUUGAAACGGGUAGUCGAUAAAAUCGGUUCCAUCAAUUUGGACGUGAAGAGAGUCGAUCGUAACUAUAUUGCCCUGAAAGGUGCUGUUAAGAAGAGUCUUUACAGAUUUACCGCCGCUUUCGGACCGUACAUUAAGCAUCUUGUAAUCGAGCCGGAAGAUUUAAAGACGCUCCAGGGUUUCGUAAACUUCCGUGAAGUUUGA